AUGGCACGGAAUACUGAGGUUGAUGAUGAUGGAAGAGAUAGCAAAACAAACCAAAAAGUUUCAUUCUACAAACUCUUCACUUUUGCAGAUAGCCUUGAUGUGAGUUUGAUGAUCAUUGGCAAUAUCUCAGCCAUUGCUAAUGGAAUGUCACAGCCUAUCAUGACUCUUAUCCUUGGCAGAAUCAUCAACGCCUUUGGUAACACUGAUCCACACCAUACUCUCAAAGAAGUUUCUAAGGCUUCAUUAUUGUUUGUUUACCUCGCUAUUGGAACUGGAAUAGUAUCAUUCUUACAGGUAUCGUGUUGGAUGGUGACAGGAGAAAGACAAGCUGCGAGGAUUCGUAGUUUGUACUUGAAAACAAUAUUGAAACAAGAUAUUGCGUUCUUUGACACGGAAACAAACACUGGAGAGGUAAUUGGUAGAAUGUCUGGUGACACAAUUCUCAUUCAAGACGCAAUGGGAGAAAAGGUUGGGAAGUUUACUCAACUUGCUACAUCAUUUUUUGGUGGCUUUGUGGUUGCUUUCAUAAAAGGAUGGAGACUAGCUUUAGUUUUGCUUGCAUGUGUACCUUGUGUUGUUGUUGUUGGUGGAGUCAUGUCUAUGCUCAUGGCUAAAAUGUCGACACGUGGACAAGCUGCUUAUACAGAAGCAGGAAAUGUUGUUGAUCAAACCGUCGGAGCCAUCAGAACAGUUGCGUCUUUUACCGGGGAGAAAAAAGCAAUAGAAAAGUAUAAUAGUAAGUUAAAAGUUGCUUAUACGAGUACGGUUCAACAAGGAACUGCGACAGGAUUUGGAAUGGGGUUACUUUCAUUGAUUGUGUUUAGCACCUAUGGACUUGCAAUGUGGUAUGGUUCCAUGUUAGUCCUUGAGAAGGGAUAUACUGGUGGAACUGUUAUGAGUGUAAUCAUAGCUCUUAUGACUGGCGGAAUGUCAUUGGGUCAGACAUCUCCAUGCAUAGAUGCAUUUACUGCAGGACAAGCAGCCGCGUAUAAAAUGUUUGAGACGAUUAAAAGAAAGCCGAAAAUUGAUGCAUAUGACACAAGUGGUGAAAUCUUGGAGGACAUAAAGGGAGAUAUCGAACUCAAAGAUGUUCACUUCAGAUACCCUGCGAGGCCGGACGUGCAGAUAUUUGCUGGAUUUUCACUGUUUGUUCCAAGUGGCACAACUACUGCUUUGGUGGGUCAAAGUGGAAGUGGAAAGUCUACUGUGAUCAGUUUAUUGGAAAGAUUCUAUGAUCCUGAUGCUGGAGAAGUACUUAUAGAUGGUGUGAAUUUGAAGAACUUGCAACUUAAAUGGAUAAGGGAUCAGAUUGGGUUGGUUAGUCAAGAGCCUAUAUUGUUUACUACUACUAUCAGAGAGAACAUAGCGUAUGGGAAAGAAGGUGCGACUGAUGAGGAGAUAGCAGCGGCAAUAACACUUGCUAAUGCGAAAAAGUUCAUCGACAAACUGCCUCAGGGCCUUGACACCAUGGCGGGACAAAAUGGUACUCAACUUUCUGGCGGGCAAAAGCAAAGAAUCGCAAUUGCAAGAGCAAUAUUGAAGAACCCGAGAAUCCUGCUUCUUGAUGAAGCAACGAGUGCGUUGGAUGCUGAGUCUGAACGUAUUGUUCAAGAAGCUUUAGAAAAAAUUAUGUUUAAAAGGACUACUGUUGUUGUCGCGCAUCGUUUAACAACUAUCAGAAAUGCGGACACAAUAGCAGUGGUUCAUCAGGGAAAAAUCGUGGAGAAAGGAGCUCAUGAUGAGCUAAUCAAGGAUGCAGAUGGUGCUUAUUCUCAGCUUAUUCGUCUACAAGAAGGAGAAAAAGAAAGCCAAAAUUCUGAAGCAGAUAAGUCAAGUCACAUGUUAAAUAGAGACAUGUCUAUAUCUUCCACCCGAAAGAAUUCCCUUGUGAUGUCAACAAGCCAAAGAUCAUCAGGGAGAAUCUCCCAAAUUGGUGUACAAAUCGAUGAACCAGAUAUUGAAGAAGGUCGAGUUGAUAAUAAUAAUAACAAGAAGAAACAGAAAAAUGUUUCUAUAAGACGUUUGGCCUACUUGAACAAACCUGAGAUUCCCGUCUUACUGCUCGGAUCCAUUGCUGCAAUAGUGAACGGUGUAGUGUUCCCUGUAUUUGGCCUAGUGUUUUCAUCGGCCAUUAGUAUGUUUUACGAACCUCCAGAACAACAGAAGAAAGAAGCUAGGCUCUGGGCACUUCUAUACGUCGGUUUGGGUUUGGUUACUCUAGUAGUUUUACCACUUCAGAAUUACUUCUUUGGGAUUGCUGGUGGAAAGCUUGUAGAAAGAAUCCGUUCGCUGACAUUUGCAAAGGUUGUGCACCAAGAAAUAAGUUGGUUCGAUGACCCUGCAAAUUCAAGUGGUGCAGUUGGUGCAAGACUAUCGACCGAUGCUUCAACUGUGAAAAGUCUUGUUGGUGACACAUUGGCUCUUAUUGUGCAAAACAUAUCAACAAUCACAGCUGGUCUGGUUGUAGCAUUCACUGCUAAUUGGAUUCUCGCUUUUAUAGUUUUGGCUGUGUCACCAGUGGUUCUCGUGCAAGGAAUCAUUCAGAUGAAGUUUCUCGAAGGAUUCAGCGGAGAUGCCAAGGUGAUGUAUGAACAGGCAAGUCAAGUGGCAAAUGACGCUGUUAGUAGCAUCCGAACUGUUGCAUCAUUUUGCGCAGAAUCAAAGGUUAUGGAUAUGUAUCGAAAGAAAUGUUCAGGGCCAGAAAAACAAGGUGUUCGUUCGGGGCUUGUAAGUGGCGCAGGAUUCGGCUUCUCUUUUGUGGCUCUAUAUUGCAUGACUGCUUUUUGCUUCUACAUAGGAGCUGUUCUAGUGCAGCAUGAUAAAGCCACUUUUCAAGAGGUUUUCAAGGUUUUCUUCAGUUUAACUAUAACAGCAGUUGGCAUUUCUCAGUCUAGUACUUUGGCACCAGACACUAAUAAGGCGAAAGAUUCUGCCGCUUCAAUAUUCAAAAUUCUAGACAGUAAACCUACAAUUGACUCUAGUAGCAAUGCAGGCGAAACAUCAGAAACAGUUACAGGUGAUAUCGAACUUCAACAUGUCUGCUUCAAUUACCCGACAAGGCCUCACAUUCAAAUUUUCAAAGAUUUAUGUCUAAAUAUCCCCGCCGGAAAGACUGUUGCCUUGGUUGGAGAAAGUGGCAGCGGAAAAUCAACAGUUAUAAGCCUCUUAGAGCGAUUUUAUAACCUGGACUCAGGACAUGUAUUACUAGACGGAGUGGACAUCAAAACUUUCAGAUUAAGCUGGCUGAGGCAACAAAUGGGUUUAGUCGGUCAAGAGCCGAUUCUCUUCAACGAAAGCAUUUGCGCCAACAUAGCUUAUGGCAAAGAAGGACAUGCUACAGAAGACGAGAUCAUUGUAGCAGCUAAAGCAGCCAAUGCACACAGCUUCAUAAGUUCUCUUCCAAAUGGUUACAAUACAUCAGUCGGCGAAAGAGGCAGACAGUUAUCAGGUGGACAAAAGCAACGCAUUGCCAUUGCAAGAGCAAUGCUGAAAAACCCGAAAAUACUUCUGCUUGAUGAAGCCACAAGUGCACUUGACGCCGAGUCAGAGCGUAUAGUUCAAGAGGCUCUAGACAAAGUGAGUGUGAAUAGAACUACUGUGGUGGUUGCUCACCGUCUUACAACGAUUCGAGGAGCGGAUACUAUAGCAGUGAUUAAAAAUGGAGUAGUUGCUGAAAAGGGAAGACAUGACGUGUUGAUGAAGAUCACUGAUGGGGUUUAUGCUUCAUUAGUAGCUCUUCAUUCAAGUGCAUCAUAA
Vicia faba (fava bean) is the source of this 3756-nucleotide messenger RNA. NCBI's taxonomy places the organism in Eukaryota, Viridiplantae, Streptophyta, Magnoliopsida, Fabales, Fabaceae. The record is from the annotation of a GenBank genome assembly.